Elaeis guineensis (African oil palm) is the source of this 2115-nucleotide messenger RNA. The record is from RefSeq and is a predicted model, not a curated record. Lineage: Eukaryota; Viridiplantae; Streptophyta; Magnoliopsida; Arecales; Arecaceae.
AGAGAGAGAGAGAGAGAGAGAGAGAAUCCUAUCAACAACUAUCAUCUUCCAUAUCCUCUUAGCCCCCACUCUUCUUGUGCACCAACUAUACCAGAGAAAUGGAUCAAACCACUAGGUGGAUGCUUAUCUUGUGCGACCGAAGAGAGGUCUUCAGCUUUCUCUUCUUCCUUGUUACUUUUUGUGUUCUCUUCUAUCCUUCGAUUGGUGUUACUGAGAAGACUCUUACCUUUAAAUCCAUCAAAGUUAAUUGCUCGAGUGAUUCAUUCAGCAAAGGUGACACAACUCGGGCUAGUCUUGAGGUCCUCUUCUCCUCCCUGAGAUCCAAGGCUUUGCGUUCCAAUUCUGGCAAGGAGGCAACUGGAAGCGGUCCUGGCACCAUCUAUGGCUGCUUCCUCUGCCAAAGGGAUCUCUCCUAUGAUGACUGCCAGACUUGCAUCCAUAUGGCAGCCACCAAACUCCUUCAAAGUUGCACCUCCAUAAGCCGUGGUGCUAUUUGGAUGGACUAUUGCCGAUUACUCUACUCGGAUCGCAAUAUCCAGGGAGUUACAGAUGUUGAUGGAUUCAGCUCAGCCAGCCUUCAUGGGGAAACCAAUUCGAUGAAACCAAUAGAGAAGGUGUCAAAACCCACGAAAGCGGACAAUUAUCUGCGUCGCCUGAUGGAUGCUCCUCAACCAACAGCUGCUAGCGAUGGAGCAGGGGGUGGAAAGAAAUCAAGCUCUGGUGCAAUGCCUAUUAUGAUUUCAAUUCUGGCAGUGGUUCUCGUUGGCACUUCUCUCUACUGCAUCUACUGCUGGAGGUGGAGAAAACGCAACGCCAUCAGAAGAGCCGAAAUCGAGAAUCUCAGACCUCUAUCAAGCUCGGACUUGCCUCUGAUGGAUCUGUCUACAAUACAAGCAGCCACCGGCAACUUCUCCGCAGAAAAUAGACUUGGGGAAGGUGGAUUCGGCCCCGUCUACAGAGGUGUGCUUUGUGGUGGAACCGAGGUUGCGAUAAAGAGGCUUUCGGCGAGAUCCAGGCAGGGUGUUGUGGAGUUUAGGAAUGAGGUGGAGCUGAUUGCAAAGCUUCAGCACAGGAAUCUUGUGAGGUUGCUGGGUUUCUGUGCUGGGAAAGAUGAGAAGCUGCUCAUCUAUGAAUACCUGCCCAACAGAAGCCUCGAUUCCUAUCUGUUUGAUCCAAGCAAGAGGUGUCAGUUGGAUUGGAAGAAACGCCACCAAAUUAUAGCAGGAAUUGCAAGGGGUCUUCUUUACCUGCAUGAGGACUCCUUGCUCAAAGUCAUUCACAGGGAUCUUAAAGCCAGUAAUGUGUUGUUGGACAACAAGAUGAACCCAAAAAUCUCGGACUUCGGCAUGGCAAAGAUUUUCGAAGGAGAAGAAAAUGAGGUUAAUACUGGCAGAGUCGUCGGAACGUUCGGAUACAUGGCUCCAGAGUACGCCAUCCAGGGUAUUUUCUCUGUGAAGUCAGACGUGUUCAGCUUUGGAGUUCUUCUACUCGAGAUUUUGAGUGGGGAAAGGAAUGGCGGAUCUUAUAUCCAGCAACAUGGCCAGACCCUUGUUAAACACGCAUGGCAACUAUGGACUGAGGAAAGAGCAACUGAAUUCAUGGAUCCAUUGCUUGGAGACUCAUAUCCAAAGAACGAAGCUUUGCGAUGCUUCCAUGUUGGUUUGCUGUGUGUUCAGGAGAAUCCAGACGACAGGCCCACCAUGUCGUCGGUUGUUCUCAUGCUGAGAAGCGAUCAAAUGCCAUUGUCUCCACCAUCCGAGCCUCCAUCCUACGCACGGUCGAAGACACCAGAGCUGCAGAUGUCCCCAAUUAGGUUUUCUACUACCACAAAAACUCAUUCUGUAAAUGAAGUCACAAUUACCGUUGUCGAACCGCGAUAGUGCAUCCAUGGAUUCAGCAAAACUUGUUGAUAAGUUUUUUUGAGUGUUGGGAGUUGCUUGAGAGUGUGAUGUAAUUUUUGGGUUACAAAGGAAUUAAAGUAGACGGCAAUGUUUUUCCAAAAAGGGAUGCGCCACUGCAAGCCAUGUCUGCCGGUUGUUUGGCAGGUAACAUGUGGAGCCCAAUAGGCAGAUGCGUUAGCUUCCAGAAGCUUCAAAGUAAAUCCUUAAUAUCUCA